Messenger RNA from Orbicella faveolata, 1510 nucleotides. RefSeq names its product sulfotransferase 1C4-like. The record is from RefSeq and is a predicted model, not a curated record. NCBI's taxonomy places the organism in Eukaryota, Metazoa, Cnidaria, Anthozoa, Scleractinia, Merulinidae.
AUGACGACAGGGAGUACAUUUGGAAGCCAAGAAACCCUGUCCAGUAGGCACACCUCAGGAGGAAGCAAGUUUAUUACAAGCUCGAAAAUACUCAGAAAUGGAUUCAGUGGGCCAUGGGAAUUUUAUGCCAAGCUAUUUGUGGAAGGAAAUGUGACUUUGAACUUCUGGACUGACCAUGUCCUAGACUGGUGGAAGCACAAAGAUGAUUCCAAUGUCUUGUUUCUUAAAUAUGAAGAUUUACAAAAGGAUCUACUUUCCCAUGUUCGAAUGAUCGCUAACUUCCUCAACAAGCCGCUGUCAGAUGAACUCAUCAGUCGCAUUGCUGAACAGUGCACUUUCAGUGGAAUGAAGAAAAAUGCUGCAAGUUACUCAGUAAAGAGCAAGGAGGGCGAAACAUCGCUUCUUCGGAAGGGAGUGGUCGGAGACUGGAAGAAUUACUUCACUCCAGAACUGAAUGAGAGAUUUGACAAGGAAGUACUGGAAAAAUUGAAGGGAAGUGGAUUAGAGUUUGAUUUUGAGAUUUAGUAGAUGUUUACUAAGACAACGAACUCUCGAAAACGAAUGAAUAGGAUAAUUUAUAAUUAGUAUCUAUGCAAGCAACAUGUUACACAUGCAAAGGGUCAAAGUCUGAUGUUAAUUAGAAAAUAAUGAUGUAAAUUAAAUAACUGAAUGAUUACCAGGCAGUCUGUUUCAAUGUGCAAUUUACUAAAGGAUGCUGAUCGGAGCUAUAACCAAAUUCGCGAUCAUGGUUGGUUCUCCGCGGUCUGAUUGUAAUCGAAACGGUUAGUUUUUCUCUUUUGCAUUACAAUUUAAUCCGUCUUGGAUGCGAUGCAAUUUUGGGCAGAAACUACAAAGUUUCCCGAAAUUUCCUCACAUACACGCUGGAUUAUAUUAUAAUGCAACUGAGAAAAGUAUACCUUUUAUUUUUCUUUCGCGAUGAGUGGUGAACCCAGUAAGAGCGUGUACCACUUACAGAUCAUGCAAAAUUCAUCUUGGAGAGGUGCAGGAGACGCCUUGGAUCUUCACUAUCCCGUUAUGUUUUAUCGGUGAUUAACUUAAUGUAAUUAACGGCUGCGAAGGAGAAUUUCAUCGCACUAGAAGCAAGGCUAGAAGCUAGCCUUUGAACAGGCUCCCGACUGGGCUAUACGGAGAAGAAGAAAAAUAGGCGGUUGGGGGUGUCAACUCGCUUCGCUCGCCGAAUGCUCGCCGCUGACCUUCGUUUCCGGCCUAUUUCGUGCUGCCUAGACCAUGUACGGCUGCUAGCUGAGAGGCUGGGGAGAGGGAAUAACGGAAGCUCUUCAUUAACCAUUCUCGUCCUCGCUACUCUUAGCUUGCGGGGCCUUAGAGAGAAUGGUUCCCCGCGCGCCUUCCCACUACAAAAUCCCCCCCCCCCCUACCCAAGGGAGGAUCUGCGGAGGAGAGAGCGCUUAGCCUGCAGCUAUAGAGCGUUUUGACUCACAUGGCCAGCACACAUGCAAAUUUAUUUGCAGAAAGGGAAAUUUUUACAUAA